ACCUUACAAAGAAAGAGAGUUAGUGCCUAUUAAGUUCUCAAAGAAUCAUUAAUGCAAAAAUUGGAUAACAAUGGAAAUACAAGAUGCUGUAUUGGGAGAUUUUCAAAAUCUCAAGAAGAGUAACUACGAAACUAGGAUACAUUGUUCAAAUACGGAUGAUUAUAUCCAAAAAGAUAAUACUUCAACACAAUCUAACAAUCAUAAUGACCAAAACCUAUUAAAGUUAGUCAGUGUAACAUCGAUACCCAGUCACUGCGAUUUAUGGCAAAAACAAAAACAGGAUAAUAAUUUGCAAGGACCCGAGAAUGUAAUAGAUUUACAUAAAUAUCCUAAGCAAGAAAGUGAUUUAAAAGUAGAAAUUGAAUGCCAUAUCCAUGAUCAAAAUGAUGAACACAAAAAUUUCCAACAAUACACUCAACUUAAUCAAACUUCAUCAGACCCAAUAACGCAACAGUGUAUUGAAGUGAAAAAUGAAAUUAAAGAAGAACUGAAUCCACCAUGUGCCCUUAAAGUUAAAGACGAAGUUACCAGUGACCAUGAAAAUGAUAUCUGCAAUGUUAAAAAUAACACUGAAGACAAUUUGUCUUGUCAAAAUGUCUUCGAUUUUAACAUAACAAUUAAAGAUGAGUUUACAAAAAAUAUUGUUCAAAUUGAGCAAUUUAUUUCAGCUGAUAAAAUGGCAGUUAACAAGAAAGAUCUGGGGAACAACUCACAGAUUGAUAAUGCUGUGAAAGGUACAGAAAAUGUUGAUGGAACUGGACACAGAAAAGUUUAUAGCAAUCAAAAGAAAAAGAAAACAUUGAGUCCAAUAACGAAUACUGCGGUAUCAAAAGAUAAACUUACAGUUUUCAAGUGUGCUGUAUGCGCAAAAGUAUUCUUGGGCAAUGAUGCCUACAAGGAACAUAUGAAGAAACAUUCAAUACAGGACCAUCCUAGCAGUACAGGUCCAUCAGGUGUUUUAGUUCUAAAAGUUGGUGAUCCCCUGUUAAAUAAAUGCACAAUAGUCAAAGUGAAACAAGUUAAGUCAAAAUUGAAAACAAAAGAAGAAUUUUACGAGGAGAUUUUGACAAGUUAUUAUGACAGAAUCAAAGUGUGGAGCCAGAAUGGAAACAAUUGUGAUGGUGCAAAGAACAAAAGUGAUAGUGCUCAAAAUACUGUUCAAACUGACUGUAAAACUGUUAACGUAGAAAAUGUGAACGUUGAAAAUGUUAAUGUGGAACCACCCACAGUGGUUAAACUAAUAAAGAAAAAGAGGAGAAUGAGACGUUCUCUAACCAUGAGUGUCACAUCUAAGAAGUGCGAUGACAAUUGUACAAAUGAUGAAUCGUGUAAACAGUCACAAUGCAAGAAAGUACAAAAACCCAACGCAAAACAUAAUAUCAACUCAUACUUUUCUUGUAACCAGUGCGAUUACAAAUGCAAAUAUAAGAAGGUACUAAGGAAGCAUAAGUUAAAACACGUCCGAGUCAAAACCUACAGAUGCCAAUGGUGCGAGUACAAGUGCCUCAAGAAAACCCAUUUGGAUCAACAUUUAAGUAUCCACACGCAGACAAAGCCAUACUCAUGUAACUACUGUGAGUAUGACUGCAUUCAACGGAGUGAUUUAGAUUCACAUAUACGCACUCAUAUACGUGUAAAACCUUUCUCGUGUAACCUAUGCGAUUUUAUUUGCACCCAGAGGGGUAAUUUAGACGAACAUAUGAGACUACAUACAGAUAUAAAACCGUAUUCUUGUAUUCUUUGUGACUAUGUAUGCGUUCAGAGGGCUCACUUAAAUGACCAUAUAACGAAAAUUCAUACAAAUCUUUAAUAAUAAUAAUAUUUAUUAAAUUGUGGGUACAUAACAAGAACACAUUUCAUUAAACAGACCGUUCACAAUCGACUGUCACAGACAGUGUGCAAAUGUUUAUAAAAAUAAAAAAAUAAAAUAUUAACAGCUUAAUUGCUUAUUUCUGUCGCCAAGCAACGUUGCUGUGUUCUGGGCUGGAUUUGGUAAUUACAGGCAUAAAAUUCAAAAUUCAUUUAUUUCAUGAAGGCCCAGUUUACAGGCAUUUUUGAAAAACCAAGUCAGUCUGUUUGUAGUUGAGCCGUCACAAGACUUCUGGCAGAUGUGAUAUACAUAUACAAUAAGAGAUACAAGGGUUACCUUUUUAAUUCAAUGAUAUACAAUUAACAUAAAGUCUAAAUAAA
Pararge aegeria (speckled wood butterfly) is the source of this 2190-nucleotide messenger RNA. Its product is annotated as zinc finger protein Xfin-like. Gene Ontology annotation, biological process: regulation of transcription by RNA polymerase II. The transcript is spliced from 4 exons. The record is from RefSeq and is a predicted model, not a curated record. The coding region runs from base 71 to 1810 and encodes 579 amino acids. Lineage: Eukaryota; Metazoa; Arthropoda; Insecta; Lepidoptera; Nymphalidae. Gene Ontology annotation, molecular function: RNA polymerase II transcription regulatory region sequence-specific DNA binding; DNA-binding transcription factor activity, RNA polymerase II-specific.